Molecule: messenger RNA, 474 nt
Organism: Alternaria infectoria
Lineage: Eukaryota; Fungi; Ascomycota; Dothideomycetes; Pleosporales; Pleosporaceae
Exons: 2
Coding region: 1-474 (157 amino acids)
Source: RefSeq, a predicted model, not a curated record
AUGGCGAGCAUAGCGUCGGGUAGUGCGUUACCCAUCUCAGCGUCAGGACAGGCGCGUCUGUCAGAACCGGUAGAACGUCCCAAUCACUUGAACAUUGUCUCUCGUGCAGAGAUCAAACCGUUGCUGAAAGCGAUGCGAAAGGUUCCAGUCGUCUCUAAAUUGAGCGAGAAACCUAACGCUAUCUGCGUCAUCUCUCCGCGACAAGUCCAGGACAACUUCAUCUCUUCCAAGGUCGUUGAUCGUCUUGAACUCACUACCCGCUCCGAUAAUGCGAUGGUAAAGUCCAUCGUAUGGGACUCGAAGCGUUUCGUUUCUACCGGUGGCUUCGUGGAUCUCUCGUUUCCCGUGCCUGGUAGCGAUGCUUGCGUCGCGCGACGUCUUUACGUUCUGGACGACCCACCCUUUGACACGCUUCUCGGGAACCUUGCAAUGCGCUUCUCCUCUAUACACAGUCAGAAGACUCUGCUCAAAUAG